Molecule: messenger RNA, 6990 nt
Organism: Xenopus laevis (African clawed frog)
Lineage: Eukaryota; Metazoa; Chordata; Amphibia; Anura; Pipidae
Gene: iqgap3.L
Product: IQ motif containing GTPase activating protein 3 L homeolog
Exons: 38
Coding region: 137-5062 (1641 amino acids)
Biological process (GO): mitotic actomyosin contractile ring assembly actin filament organization
Cellular component (GO): cell cortex; plasma membrane bounded cell projection
Molecular function (GO): calmodulin binding; actin filament binding; GTPase activator activity
Source: RefSeq, a predicted model, not a curated record
CGCAACACGGCCGGCUCCCAGACAACUGACAGUUAUUCCGGAAGUCAGUCGCGGCGGGAUAUUCAAAUCCGUAAGAUAAACACAGAGAAGCGGCGCCGAGCUCCAGGGCUGAUUGAGAGCAACUGCGCGUGCAGGAAUGGAGUGUAAGGCCGGAGGGGCGCCCACCGGGGCUGCAUAUGAGCGCCUGACCGCUGAUGAAAUGGACGAGCAAAGGAGACAGAAUAUUGCGUACCAGUACCUGUGUCACCUGGAGGAAGCCAAACGAUGGAUGGAGGCCUGCCUCAAGGAAGAACUGCCCCCGCCAACUGAGCUGGAGGAGAGCUUGCGUAAUGGCGUCACUCUUGCUAAGCUGGGAAGCUUUUUUGCUCCAGAGAUUGUCCCAUUAAAGAAAAUCUAUGACAUUGAGCAGAUGCGCUAUCAGGCAACUGGUCUUCAUUUCCGCCACACAGACAACAUCAACCAUUGGCGCAAAGCCAUGUGCCACAUUGGGCUUCCUACGCUUUUCCAACCCGAAACAACAGAUAUAUAUGACAAGAAAAACAUGCCUCGGGUUGUGUACUGCAUCCAUGCUUUGAGCUUGUACCUUUUCAGACUAGGCCUUGCUCCACAAAUCCAGGAUUUAUAUGGAAAAGUGAACUUUACAGAGGAAGAAAUAAACAACAUGAAAUGUGAGCUGGACAAGUACGGGCUCCAGAUGCCGGCAUUCAGCAAGAUCGGUGGGAUUCUGGCUAAUGAGCUGUCCGUCGAUGAAGCAGCAGUUCAUGCUGCUGUCCUUGCUAUAAAUGAAGCCGUUGAAAGAGGGGUGGUGGAGGAAACCAUGUCUGCCCUCCGAAAUCCCAACGCCAUGCUAUUAAACUUGAGUGAGAAAUUGGCAGCAGUUUAUCAGGAGUUUUUAUCUCAAGCCAAAUCCAUGAAAGUAGCCAACGCACGGAAUAAAGCUCUUCAGAAUUCACCAGAGACCCAGGAUAUAUACGAUCAAUGUCUCACUCAGGCUGAGAUACAGGGAAACAUCAACAAAGUCAAUGUAAAUGCUGCCUUGGAAUACGUGGAUGAAGCUUUGGAGAGAAAGGAUUCCCAGGCUCUCUACGUUGCUCUGCAGGACCCUGUUCUGAUGCUCCGCAGGGUUCACAGGGAGAAUGCAGAAUGGUACUUGGAGCAACUCACCAUGGAUCGGGAACAGAAGGGCUUGGAGCUGGGCUAUAUGGAUCUACUGGAGAGAGAGGAGAUCCAGGCAGGCGUGGAUGUAGCCAAUGAAACUGCAACCAGAGAACAUGCCAUGGGUAAGGCAGUCGCACGCAUCAAUGCAGCCCUUCGACAAGGGGACCCGGCACAAACGGUUAAGGAGCUGUCUAACCCAGACGCACAGCUUCCUGAUGUCUACUCCUUCUCUGCUCAUCUCUAUCAGCAGGAGCUGUCUGUGCUGCAAGGGCAGAGCCCACAGGGUGCUCUGGUACAAGAGGAGCUGUAUGUGGCAGUUGAGAUGCUUUCAGCUGUAGCUCUGAUCAAUCGGGCCAUAGAAGCCGGGGAUUUAAAUGGAUUUUGGGCCAAUCUAGUGAGUGCAGCUCUGGGGUUGUCCGACGUGGAGGAAGAAAACCUUCAGAGGUAUUUCAACAAACUAACCAAGUUGAAACGCCAGGAAGGUUCCCCAUUCCUGAGCUGGAAUGAUCUGCAGACCUGCGUCAAUAACACUAACCUCUCCACACAAGAGGAGCAUGACAAAAUCCUGGCAGUCAGCCUGAUUAAUGAAGCCCUAGGGCAGGGCGACCCACAGAAAACAUUCUCUGCUUUGCUAAUGCCAGCGGCAGAGCUCUCAGAUGUCACCCUUCCAGUGGCCUGUUUGUAUCAUCGCAUUCUCACUGGUGCCCUAAGGCGCAAAAAGCAGAUAACCAGAGAUGACAAUGCAGUGCUUUGGUUAGAAGAAAUCAAGCAAGGUGUUUCCCAAGCAAAUCUGGAGAAUGCAAGAGCACAAAAAAUGGCCCUUGGAGUGGCAGCCAUCAACCAAUCCAUAAAGGAAGGGAAGGCCUCCCAGACCGUGCGAGUCCUGCGAAAUCCUGAUGCUCUGCUCUCUGGGGUGGUGAUGGAAUGUGCCCAGGCCUAUCAGAAUGAACUUGCCAGGAUAAUGAAUGUAAAGAGGAAAAAUGGUGAUGCAACCAACUACUGGGUGAAACACACUGUUAAGGAAAGAGGAGAUUUUUACUUCCAUUUGCGCACAUUUAACGGCACGUGGGACAAGCCUUCAGGUUUCAGCCCUAAUACCACCCACUUAUCCCGGGAGGAGAUCCAGUCUGCAGUCAACAAAGUGACCAGUGGAUUCAAGCGGGAGCGACAGUGGGAAGCCAGCGCUGAUUUUGUGGUGAAGCUUCAAGCGCGAAUAAGAGGUUACCUUGUCCGCAAGUCCUACGCUGAAAGGCUGCACUUGUUGCACAGACAGAUUCCUGCGGUCACCCUAAUCCAGGCCCACUGGAGGGGUUACAGGCAGCGGAGGGCUUACCUGCAGAGACUGAGCUACCUGCGCAGAAACACGGCCGCCAUCAUUAAGAUCCAGUCCCUGGCGAGGAUGUGGCUGGCUCGGAGGAAAUACCGCCAUCGGCUCCGGUUUUUCAGGAGGAACAUUGCCAGUGUGAUUAAAAUCCAGGCGUUCUUUAGGGCUAGCAAGGCCAGAGAAGACUACAGAAUGCUGGUCCAUGCCAAGAACCCCCCACUCGUCACCCUCCGAAAGUUUGCUCAUCUCCUGGAGCAGAGCGAAAGGGACUUCUGGGAGGAACGGGAAGUUAUGAAGCUUCGAGAGGAGGUGGUAAAAAAGAUACGGUCCAACCAACAUCUAGAGAAUGACCUCAAUCUGAUGGACAUUAAGAUUGGGCUGCUGGUCAAGAACAGGAUCACGUUGCAGGAAGUGGUUUCCCACUGCAAGAAACUGACAAAGAAGAACAAAGAGCAGCUGUCCGAUCUUAUGGCCAUUGAUAAACAGAAAGGGCUGAAGUCUCUGAGUAAGGAGAAGCGACAGAAGCUGGAGGCCUACCAGAACCUCUUCUAUCUGCUACAGACCCAGCCGGAAUACAUGGCCAAGCUAAUCUUCCAGAUGCCUCAGAACAAGUCCACUAAAUUCAUGGAGUCGGUAACGUUCACCCUGUACAACUAUGCAUCCAAUCGCAGAGAAGCCUAUCUUUUGCUCAAGCUGUUCCGGACCGCCCUACAAGAGGAAAUAAACUCCAAAGUUGACAAAGUGCAAGAUAUCAUAACCGGUAACCCGACAGUCAUACGCCUGCUGGUGAGUUUUUACCGCAGCGCCCGGGGGCAAAAUGCCUUGCGCCAGAUUUUGGGAAACGUGGUUAAGGAAGUGCUUCAGGACAAAGCAUUAAACAUAAGAAUGAACCCUGUGGAGAUCUACAAGACUUGGAUCAAUCAAGUGGAGACUCAGACUGGCAAGAAGAGCACUCUGCCCUAUGAUGUUACUCCAGAACAAGCGCUCACGCACCAGGAAGUUCAGAGGCGCAUGGACAUAUCCAUCCGAAAUCUGAUUGCAGUGGUGGAUAAGUUCUUCUCCACCAUCUUGGCCAACGUUGAUCAGAUCCCGUACGGCAUGCGUUACGUUGCCAAAGUGCUGAAUAAUUCCCUGAGCCAAAAAUUCCCUAGUGCCAAAGAGCAUGAUAUCCAUAAGAUUGUAGGCAACUUGCUGUAUUACCGUUUCAUGAACCCGGCUGUGGUAGCCCCAGAUGCCUUUGAUAUCAUUGACCUCUCUGCUGGGGGGACACUUCACCCCGACCAGAGAAGAACUCUCGGCUCCAUUGCCAAAGUUCUCCAACACGCCGCUGCCAACAAAAUGUUCGAUGAUUCUCAUCUCGGCCUCCUCAACCAGUAUCUAGAGGAGACAUACUGGAAGUUCAGGAAGUUUAUCCGCACUGCAUGUACUGUGCCAGAGCCAGAAGAAAGAUUCAAUAUAGACGAGUAUUCGGAGAUGGUGAACAUGACUAAACCUGUCAUUUACAUCACUGUUGGGGAGCUGAUUGAUACACACAAGCUAUUGGUAGAACAUCAGGAUUCAAUCGCUCCUGACCAUAAGGAUCCAAUCCAUGAGCUUCUGGAGGAUAUUGGGGAGGUGCCUACAGUCCAGUCUCUGAUUGGUGAAAGUACCUCAAACCUCAGUGAUGUCGGCUCAGAACAAGCUCUGGCUCAGCUGAGGAAGCUGGAGAUGUCCCUCACUCUGACCAACAAGUUUGACAUGAUGGAAAGCAACGCAGAAGAGAUGGACGCUCAAGGACUGUUACUGAGCACAAAACACAUGCUGGUAGACGUUAUCCAGACUCAGCCUGGAGAUUCUCUGGCAGAACUUCUGUACACUUCCGCUUCAGCCCAGCAGGAAGCAUCGCAUCUCUACUUGAUGAAUCAACGAGCUCGGCGAGAAGCCAAGACCCCAGAAAAAAUGAAGCGCCAUCGGUCACUGCUGGGCAACAGCCAACUUAGCAUCGAGGAGAAGAAACGCAGGAUUAUCCGCAACCUGAGGAGGCUGGAGAGCCUGGGGCUGGUGUCCUCUGAGAAUGAGUAUCAGGAGAUUAUCAACAUGAUUGCUAAGGAUAUUCGGAACCAGAGACGAUACCGUCAGCACCGUAAGGCGGAACUGGUGAAGCUCCGGCAGACGAUGCAGAGACUACAUUGCAAGACUGCUUUCCACGAGGAGCAGAUCGAUUUCUACAAUCAGUACAUCAAGACCUGCCUCGAUAAUCUGGCAGCCAACCAUAAGAAUUCUGGGAAGAAUAAAAAGCAGGCGUCCCUCAAUUACACAGCAGCCAGACUCCACGAAAAGGGGGUUCUUCUAGAAAUCGAAGACCUCCCGUUCAGCCAAUUCCGCAACGUCAUUUUUGACAUAACCCCUUGUGAUGAACCUGGAAAGUUCCAAGUCAAGACGAAGUUCUUGGGGGUCGAUAUGGAGAAAUUCCAACUUCACUACCAGGAUCUCCUGCAGCUGCAGUAUGAAGGAGUGGCCGUAAUGAAGAUGUUUGAUAAAGCCAAGAUCAACGUCAACCUGCUCAUAUUCCUGCUCAACAAGAAGUUCUUCCGGCAUUAACAGACCUUUUUGUUCAUUCUUUCUCUUGGAAGUACCUCAUGAAAGAAACCCUUCCAGCCAUUUGCCGGAAUUCCAGGUUAUAUUGGAACAUUUUAAGACGACCCACUCAGAGUGGUGAUAAAAUGGACUUCACCGUUUGUUAAAGGUGUAGAAUGCAGAAGGACUCCCUUAGUCCAAAUCUACACAGAGCAGAAUGGUUGAUCAACAUAAGGAUUGGCUGGAGCUGGCGAUUCACAAAUCUCAACUGCUCGAUGUCUGUGUGCCAAGUUGUAUUUAUUGUUGCCAUUUCAGCAGUAACUGCCGGAAUCCCUCUGAUUCAAACCUAAGAACCAAAUUGUAUUUGCUCCAGGCAGAGCAUAUAGCACUGGCUGCUGUAUUUAUAUAUACAUAUCUAUAUAAUUAUAGAUUAGAGACGUAUGUACCCAGAUAACCAUGCUUACAAAUAGUAAUGCAUUGUACUUCGGCCCUCCUCAUCAUUUCAGGCUUCUUAAGCAUUUUCUAAUGAGGGUGAUGGGCUGUUUAAUUUUGUUUAACCAGUAAAUUGUAGAGUGGCAGAUGAUCACCUGCCAAAUAUAUAGACAAAAGUAGAACCAAGGGUGAGGUUUUAGAAGCCAUUUUAUUGGGUUACAUUUGCCUACUUCUUGUUGCACUGCCUUUUAUCACUUCAUCGUCAUGUUCUGCCAUCAGCACUGGAUUAUUUUGCUGGUGUUGUUUAUGUAGGCCACAACUUAGAACUGCAUUAUGCAACAACUAUCUGACUAGCACUGAUCCAUGGCGGCUGAACAUCACUAGUACUACUAGUCCAUGGGGUCAGCUCUUGGGAUGCAGUAGAGCCUUUCAAGGCAGAACCUCUAUGCUCAGUGGAUCACCAUUGCUGUUAGGAGAUGCAAGAACCUGGUCUUCAUCGAGACAUGUUCAGGGCAUGCACAAUGCAGUCCUAAGCCAUUACCAAGGCCUGCUUCCGAUUCUGUAUACUUUUAUUUUUUCCUAUAUGUAAAUGUUUUCACAAACACUAAAAUGCUUUUCGGUUAAACUUUUUGUCAGAUCUUGAAGAAAAAAAAAAAAGCUCCUCCUUAAUUGGAUUAUUCAUGUUUUUGAGUUAGCGACCAGUUUGACGAACUGCCUAGUCUGGCCGUUUAGAUGAGACUAUUACUGCAAAAUGAUUGGCUGCAGAUGGUUAAAGGAUGGCCGUGCAUGAUAUCAGGUUAGUCGGUCCUUACUCCUGUUCUACACAAUAAUGUGUUCUAGUUAUAAUGUAAAACUGCUUCUUUAGGGUAUUGCCAUGAGUUGAAUACUUAUCCAAAUUAUUGCAGAUUAAUACUAAUAAGUGUAAAAAUACUUUUGGAUUAAGCACCUUAAUAUAUAAUCCGGCCCCGUUCCUUGUCUGGACCUAGAACAUUGCUUCUUCCACAUAUACCAGUGGAACGUGCCAUAUUAGGAGGCCUAAAAGGACCAGCCGUGUCAUUGCUAGAUUAGAUUUCAAUGAUUUCAAUACAAAUCAAUCAUUUACACAAUCUCUUGGAUUCCCAUAAGCACCAUGGAAUUAAGAAGGCAGGCACUGUGGGAGAUCUUGUGUGUUAUAUAUAUUUUUAUGUUUUUCAAUCAUGACAUCACUGGUCUUUUUGUGCUUCCCCCUAAAUCCCCCUUUACGAUUGGGCCCCUGGAUGUGUCUGAACUACAACUCCCAUUAAUCUUUAACAUGUAAGUAAGGGUUAAAGUAUGUAGAAAGUUGUAGUCUAACAAUAUCUGGGGACCAAAGAUUACCCUACAUAUUUGGGGGGGGGGGAGCUGUUUGUUUACACUUAAUCACCCUUUGCUUUGGCCGUCCAGCUGUUGUAUUGCACUUGUGUAUCCACGAUUGUCCCCUUCCUAAAUCUGUGCCUUCUUUUCCAUGUUAAACCUUUCAAUAAAGCCACAUUUUAUAUAAA